Plutella xylostella (diamondback moth) is the source of this 2656-nucleotide messenger RNA. RefSeq names its product trehalase-like. The record is from RefSeq and is a predicted model, not a curated record. Lineage: Eukaryota; Metazoa; Arthropoda; Insecta; Lepidoptera; Plutellidae. Gene Ontology annotation, molecular function: alpha,alpha-trehalase activity. Gene Ontology annotation, biological process: trehalose catabolic process.
UGUUGAGUCGGCGAGCCUGCGCGGUGCGCGUGUUGUGAUUGUGAUUAGUGAACAAACGUGUGUUGUGUGUGUUCGCUAGAUACGCGGAAGCUACUGGAGGAGUGCCAAGAUGAAGGUCCGGCUGGCCUUGGCCGUGCUGCCCUAGAUCUAGUGCAUCCCGCGGCCCUGAGACGUCUGGUAUUUAGACUAUUCAGUGCAGUGUCGGCGCAGUGAAAGCGGGAGCGCGGCGAGAGUGUUGCGUCAGCGAGUCAGCUGAGAGGAAAUGGGGCAACGCGCGCACCGCGACUGACGAGUUGACGACUGACACACAUGAUGCAGCGGCUCAUUAGCGGCCGAGGACCCGUCGCGUCGCCCCGCGCCGCCUGCACGCGCACGCGAGGUUAUGUUUAUUGUGCCAGUCAUCCGAGCCGGUCGGGUCACAUUACACCGCGUUUAAUACAAUAACAAAAUGCUGACGCUCGCGCGCGUGCGGCGCGUCAUGCCGCUGUACCCCGUGCUGGGGCUGCUGGGGGCCGUGCAGGCGCUGGCCCCCGCCCCCGGCCCCGCCCCCGCCGCCUGCCGCUCCGCCGUGUACUGCGCCGGCGAGCUGCUGCAGCGCGUGCAGCUGGCGCGCAUCUUCCACGACUCGAAGACCUUCGUGGACUUAAAGCUCGUGCAUUCGGAGAACGACACGCUGGCUGACUUCGCUGUGCUGAUGCGGGCCACCGGGGGCGCGCCCUCGCGGGACCAGCUCGCGCACUUCGUGACCCGCCACUUCACCGACGGCAACGAGCUGGCCCCCUGGCGCCCGCCGGACUUCGACCCCGACCCCCCCGUGCUGAAGCAGAUCAAAGACGAGAAGCUUCGUCAGUUUGCGAAGGACAUCAUCGCAAUAUGGGCCAAGCUCGGCCGCAAGGUGAGUGCCGACGUCAAGACCGACCCGUCCAGCUACAGCUUCCUGUACGUGCCCAACGGCAUCAUCGUGCCGGGCGGCCGCUUCAAGGAGCUGUACUACUGGGACUCGUUCUGGAUCAUCCGCGGCCUCCUGCUCAGCAACAUGACCGAGACAGCGCGGGGCAUGAUCGAGAACCUCCUGUACCUGGUGGACACGCUCGGGUACAUCCCGAACGGCAGCCGCGUGUACUACCUGGGCCGCAGCCAGCCGCCGCUGCUGGCGGCCACCGUGGCGAGCUACGUGGCGGCCACGGGCGACCUGGCGUGGCUGCAGCGCCACCUACCCGCCGUGGAGGCCGAGCUGCACUACUGGCUGCAGCACAAGAAGGCGACGGUGCGCGUCGCGGGCGCUGACUACGUGCUGCUCCGCUACCGCGCCGACCCCGCCGCGCGCGGGCCCAGACCCGAGUCCUACUACGAGGACUACACCAACGCACGCGUCCUCCCCGACGAGGACAGCCGCGAGAGCUUCUACACGGAGCUGAAGAGCGCGGCGGAGAGCGGCUGGGACUUCUCGUCGCGCUGGUUCGUGCCGGCGGACCGCGCCCCGGGGAACAUCACGGACGUGCACGCGACCCGCAUCCUGCCCGUCGACCUCAACGCGAUAUUCGCCGGAGCGCUCGAGCUGGCCGGAGACUUCCGCAACCGCCUGAAGGAUCGGCGCGAGGCGCAGAAGUGGUGGAGCCUCGCCAAGUACUGGCGCGGCGCCAUCGACGCCGUGCUGUGGCACGAGGGGGACGGCGCGUGGUUCGACUACGACGCGCAGGCGCAGGCCCCGCGCCGGCACUUCUACCCGAGCUGCGCCGCGCCGCUGUGGGCCGGCGCCGUGGAGCCCGCGCGCGCGCCCCACUACGGCGGCCGGCUGCUGCAGUAUUUGGACCGAUCUGGAGCUCUCGAGUUCCCGGGCGGGGUGCCGGCGUCCAUGCUGCACUCGGGCGAGCAGUGGGACUUCCCCAACGCGUGGCCGCCGCUGCAGAGCAUGCUGAUCGGCGCGCUGGAGGCGAGCGGGCACGAGGGGGCUCGCGCGGCGGCGCGGCGGCAGGCGGCGCUGUGGGUGCGCGCCAACUACGUGGGCUUCAGCACGUGGCAGAAGAUGUUCGAGAAGUACGACGCGGCGGCGCCGGGCCGGCAGGGCGGCGGCGGCGAGUACGGCGUGCAGGACGGCUUCGGCUGGACCAAUGGCGUGGCGCUGGAGCUGCUGGCGCGGUACGGAGCGGACCUGGCAUUGGACGAGCCCCCCGCGCCGCCGCCACCCACCGUGCGGCAGACGUGACCAGGUCUAGCUCAGAAAAGGUUUGACAGUUGUAUGUGUUCGCUAAAGUGAUAGAAGAUGAUACAUACAAAGAUGAGGAUGAUAUGUUUGGCAUGAGUGAAGGCAUGCGAGCGACCACCGAUGCGAGGAUGUAAUGCACCGGUUUCUCAUGUAACAAAAUGAUGUUAUGCGCUCACCUGACGAGGUAUAUCAGUGGCAGUGGUGUGAACAUGGAUCUGAUUGUAAAUAACAACUUGUAUUAGAAAACAAUUAAUUAUGACAAAAUGGUGCCAUGGUGAUAUUUGAUAAGCAUUUAGUGUGAUGGUUAUGAAAAAUCGUAGACAAAUUGUUUAGGUAACUUUGUAAAUUAUUUAACUUUGUAAAAAUAGAUAAACCAGUGAAUUAUUACUGUAUUGUUAGAUAAGAGUUAACUUCAUAGGACGGAAUUACAUGGAAUGUUUUGUACUACUA